CACAGUGACUCUGAGCCAGACCUUGUCUGAGGCAUGAGUUCAGAUUUUUACUGGCGUGUUAGCUCUGGAACGAAAUGCUCCCAUUCCAUUAAUCUUAUCAUCUAAGUUCUGGAACAUUCCGUUUUCCUUUUCCUGGAUGAAGGAUUACCCCUUUAAGAGAAGCUCCUCCCUGUUCCAAUGACACUUCUGCACACAGAAACAUACAAAGUGCCCAGCAUUUUCUCUUUCAGACUUUGAAGAAGACUAGGGGUUUAGACACAGAGAAGAAAGGAAGACAAAUAAAAGGCCACCAUGAAGAGGAAAGUGGCCGUCAUUGGGGCUGGUGUCAGUGGUCUGGCUGCCAUCAGGAGCUGUCUGGAAGAGGGACUGGAGCCCACGUGCUUUGAGAGGAGUGAUGAUGUUGGGGGCCUGUGGAAAUUUUCAGACCACACAGAAGAGGGCAGGGCCAGCAUUUACCAAUCGGUCUUCACCAACUCUUCCAAAGAAAUGAUGUGUUUCCCAGACUUCCCCUAUCCCGAUGACUUUCCUAACUUCAUGCAUAACAGCAAGCUCCAAGAAUAUAUCACUUCAUUUGCCACAGAAAAGAACCUUCUAAAAUACAUACAGUUUGAGACACUUGUAACCAGAAUCAAUAAAUGUCCUGAUUUCUCAACCACUGGCAAAUGGGAAGUUACCACUGAAAAGAACAGUAAAAAGGAAACAGCUGUCUUUGAUGCUGUAAUGAUUUGUUCUGGGCACCAUGUAUAUCCCCAUCUACCAAAAGACUCCUUUCCAGGUCUGAACCGUUUCAAAGGCAAAUGCUUCCACAGCAGGGACUAUAAGGAGCCAGGAACAUGGAAAGGAAAACGAGUCCUGGUGAUUGGCCUGGGGAACUCAGGUUGUGACAUCGCUGCGGAACUCAGUCACGUGGCUCAGCAGGUCAUCAUAAGCUCCAGAAGUGGUUCUUGGGUGAUGAGCCGGGUCUGGAAUGAUGGCUACCCUUGGGACAUGGUGGUGAUCACACGAUUUCAAACAUUUCUCAAGAACAACUUACCCACAGCCAUUUCUGACUGGUGGUAUAUGAAGCAGAUGAACGCAAGAUUCAAGCAUGAAAACUACGGGUUGAUGCCUUUAAAUGGAACACUCAGGAAGGAGCCUGUGUUCAAUGAUGAGCUUCCAGCCCGCAUCCUGUGUGGCACUGUGUCCAUCAAGCCUAAUGUGAAGGAGUUCACAGAGACCUCCGCUGUGUUCGAGGAUGGGACUGUGUUUGAGGGCAUUGACUGUGUCAUCUUCGCCACAGGCUAUGGUUAUGCCUACCCCUUCCUGGAUGACAGCAUCAUCAAAAGCAGAAAUAAUGAGGUCACCUUGUACAAAGGCAUCUUCCCUCCUCAACUAGAGAAACCAACCAUGGCAGUGAUUGGCCUUGUCCAGUCCCUGGGUGCUGCCAUCCCCACAACCGACCUGCAGGCACGCUGGGCAGCACAAGUAAUAAGAGGAACUUGCAUUUUGCCUUCUGUAAACGACAUGAUGGAUGAUAUUGACGAGAAAAUGGGGAAGAAGCUUAAAUGGUUUGGCAACAGCACCACCAUUCAGACAGAUUACAUUGUUUAUAUGGAUGAAUUGGCCUCCUUCAUCGGAGCAAAGCCCAAUAUCCUAUGGCUGUUUCUCAAGGACCCCAGGUUGGCCAUAGAAGUGUUCUUUGGCCCUUGCAGCCCCUACCAGUUCCGGCUGGUAGGCCCAGGGAAGUGGUCAGGAGCCAGGAACGCCAUCCUAACCCAGUGGGACCGGUCACUGAAGCCUAUGAAGACCCGUGACGUCGGUGGUAUUCAGAAACCUUGCUUGUAUUCCCAUUUUCUCAGGCUCCUGGCUGUUCCAGUGCUCAUUGCUUUGUUCCUUGUGUUGAUCUGAUUGAGAUUCCCUCUAGAAUGUCUGCGAGUCACCGACAAUAACCAGACAAGAACUUUGCUAUUUAAAAAUUAAGGUUUUCAUACCUCUCCCUUUCCUGUUCAAGAUCAUUUGCCAGAACUCUAGACAUUUAUUAGUAAGCAAGACAAUGUUUUGCUCUGGCCUUGUAAAUAAGUCACCUUUCAGAAUCAUGCUGACCCGCAGUGAGCAUAAGUCAUUUCUCCUUAAGUUCCACUAACACAAGAAAGAUGAUCAAGAAAUUGAAGCUUGGAAUGGCAACUCGUGUCUAUAAUCCUAGCAUAUAGGAACAUGGGGAGUUGAGGCUAAACGAUUUCAAAUUUAACCCUGACUCAGAAACAACAAAAAUCUAUGUCAUACCUAAAGGGAGUAGGAAAAGGACUAAGCUUAAUGCUAUCCGGGAGAAACUAAAUGUGUGACACCUGGAGCAGUGACAACAAUAACAACAGCAAACACACUAUCACUUGUAACAAGAAUGGUAUUUUUAUGGACAACUUGAAUCAUCUCCUGAAAGUGUUGAACAGGAUUCCAUUUCUCUUUUAAACAAUGCUUAAAAGAUAUACUUCAGAUCCAGACAGGGAAUAAAGUACAGCAUUUAGAAUAUGAUCUUCUCUGGCUGCUUUUAUAAACUAUCUGUGAGGCUGAGCAGAGAGUUCAGCUAUGACAUUCUAUUUUUAUUUUGUUCCUAAUGUGCCAACCAUUAUCGCUUGCUCCCUAGCAACGCAGUAUAGAAAUCUGACCCACACUGAAAGUUCGCACACAUCGGCUCAUUUCACUGACAAGAAAAUCAGCAGAACAAGAAAAGAAACUCUCCAACACAGAGCAAAUGCAUAAUGGCAGUGAUGAGUAACGUAUGUGCCUUUGAGUUGCUACAGAAGGCAUUUUAGAAAGUGGGAUUUCUUAGUGCUGGGAGCAAUGUCCUCUAGGGGGUCCCAAGAUGUACUAUUGGAGGUGACGAUACGUUCCAGAGGUGGGUUCCAGUUGGCAGUCCUCGGAUUAUUCGAUGGAGCAGGCCCUUGGUUUCUUCUCUCUGGUCCUGGUUUAGUAUGCAGUGACAUUUGCUAGUUCUCCCCUGUGCUCCCACUGUUCUGUCUACCACACACAGGGACACAACAAGGAGCUCAGCCAGUGCCAGUGACUCAGGUGUCAAACUGUGAAGUGCCUUAGGCAGUUCAUCACAGCAACAAAAAAAUCUAAGACAAUUAUUUUUCAGGAAUCUCGAGGCCGACAGAUCAGAAAAUGACUGCCAUUCAAAGGCCAGUUCAUUGUUCACACAGAUACCCCUGGGAAAGUCUUAGAAACUCAGAAAGAGAAAUUCAACAGCAUGCUUCCAAAUCACCUAUAUAUCACAGAAAGAAAAAGAAAGAUAAAACAUGUGUAUCUUGAUGCAAACAAAGCAAAGUGUAUGCAAUAUAGCAAAAGCAGUCUCGAGAUAGAAAUUUAUUGUGAUAAAUUCUGGGUAGGGACAAGAAAAGAUGAUCAAGAAAUUGAAGCUCGGAAUGGCAACUCGUGUCUAUAAUCCUAGCAUAUAGGAACAUGGGGAGUUGAGGCUAAACGAUUUCAAAUUUAACCCUGACUCAGAAACAACAAAAAUCUACGUCAUACCUAAAGGGAGUAGGAAAAGGACUAAGCUUAAUGCUAUCCGGGAGAAACUAAAUGUGUGACACCUGGAGCAGAGAAAUCAACAGGCCAAGACAUGAAGUUUUAAAGGGAUAGAUCAAGUUGGGUCUGGCCUUUCAGUUAGACAAGCUGGGAUGGAAAAGAGAGUAAGGAAACAAUAUGUUUAAGUAAGAUCCAAACCAAAAGGAAAUAUUAGCGGUAACAGCAUGCUUCUAAGAACUCUAAGAGACUACUAGGAAUAAUUACAGAUCAACAGGUAGGAGAAUCUAAAAGAAGUGGAUAAAUCCCACAUAAACAUACUUCCACCCAUUAAUAAAUAGGAAAGGGGGGGAAAAAGAACAGCAAAUAACAAAUAAAGAGAUUAAACUGGUAAUGAAAGAAAGUCCUGAACCAGAGGGGGCUCAUUGCUGAGUUCUCCCAAGUAUUUGAGGAAUUAAUACCAAUUUUUCUCAGGCUCUUCUAGAAAUAUCAAAGUAAAAGAAAUGUUUCCAAACUGGUUUUCCUGGGAAAGGAGUAUACUGGCAACAAAGUUGAACAAGACAUUUCAAGAAAAAAAAAGGAAGGAAGGAAAGAAGGAAAGAUAGAAAGAAAGAAAGAGAAAGAGAGAGAGAGAAAGAGAGAGAGAGAGAGAGAGGAAGAAAACUAAAACAACAAUAACAACAGCAAACACACUAUCACUGGCAAACACAGAUGCAAAACUCAUCAACGAAAUGUUAGCAAACCGAAUUCAAGAGCACAUUAAGUAUCUACGGAGAGUGGUGCAUGCCUUUAAUCCCAGCACUUUGAAGGUCGAAACAAAGUACUGAGAGUUUGAGGCUACCCUGAACCACAGAGCUAGACCCUGGUUUUGUUGUUGUUGUGGUUGCUCUUGUUGUUUGGGGAAGAGAUUCAAAGCGAUUAAAAGCACUUGUUGCUCUUGAAGAGGACCUAAGUUCAGUACCUAGAACACACGUGAUAGCUUACAAGAGCAUGCCAUUCAUUUCCAGGGUAUCCUGCAGAGUUUCUUCUUGCCUCUGCAUGUAUGUGGUGCACAUACAAACAUGCAGGCAAAACAUACAAAAUAUAAACAAACAAAAAAUAAAUGUUUUAAAAAGAAGAAUAGAGUUCAUGGGCCAGUGAGAUGGCUCUGUGGGUAAGGAUGUUUGCCACCAAGUCUGAUUGCCUAAGUUCAAUUCCCAGACCCCACAUGAUGGAAGGAAAAAAGCCAUUCUUGGGCCUUCACAUACACUCCAUAGCACUAUGCAUGUGUACACAUAUACACACAAAACAAAUAACAUGCAAAAAUAAGAAAUUCAAAAUGAAAGCAUAAGCUUUACCCCUGUGAUGCAAGGAAUGUUCAGCAUAUGCAAAUCAAUAAACAUGAUACAUCACAUUGAAAGGUUGACGUAUAAAAACCAUGCAACCCUGUCAGAUAGAAAAAUACAUUUGACAAUAUUCAAUGUCCUCACUCAAUAAAAACCUCAAUAUACUAUGAAGAGGGAAUGUACCUCAGUACAAUGAAAGCCACAGGUGACAAGCCCACAACUACCACACACAGUGGUGGGGCAUAAGGCUUCCUCACAUAUCAGGGGCAAGGAUGUCUGCUCUCAGUGCUUUUCAACAUGCUAGUAUAUGUCAGAGUUGCAGCCAUUAUGCGAGGAAGUGAACAGUUGCAGGGUAGGAACACCUGCAAUUGUCUUUAUUUUUGCACCACGGGAUCUUAUACAUAUAAAAUCCUGAAGACUCCACCAAAAACCAGUGAGAAGUGAUAAAUUCAGUAAAAUAGCAAAAUAUAAAAGCAACAGAUGAAAAUCAGUAUUGUCUCUCUGUUAUAGUAAAGUGUUCAUAAAAGAAAUUAAGUGCUCUGGGGUAUCAAACUAGGAAACUUUUGCAAAACAAAAGAAACAAUUACAGUUAUGAGUCAACCCAAAGAACAGUAAAAAGAAAAAAAAACUGCAAGACACCCAUCCAAUAAAGAAAUAACACCCAAAUUACAUAAAGAACACAGCUCAAUGACAAGAAAGUAAAUGACCCAUUUGAAGAUGGAAAGAGUCUCACACAGACAUUUCUCAAGAUGAAACUUUUAAAUGGCCAAUGAACAUAAAUCAUAAGUGGAAAGUAAUAAGAAUCCCAGCAUCACUAACUAUAAAGGAAGGUGUAUAAAAAAUUGUGCCACCUCAUACCUGGUUUUUUAAAAAAAAAAAAAGGUACAAUAAUGUUUUGGAGAAAAUGUGGUGAAAUGGGUAAAACAAGAGAUUAAAUUUUAAAUGCCUCACCACAAAAGAUGCAUAAAUGCAGUGGUGUAUCAAUUAGUUUGAUCAUGUUACAUUACAUCUGUGUAGCCAGCCAUCGCCACUUGGCCCCACAAAUGUAGACAGACAAUUGUGAUUGACAGGUAGGAACAGAGAGAGGGAGCAAGCGAAGGAGGGAAAUGAAAGCAUGUGAUUAAUGCAACAACCAGAUAUACCACCUACAGGGUAGGAUGGGGGUGGAGAAGCUGGAGUCAGACUGUACAAGAGGAAAGAGAAGCUGAACGGCAAUUGUCAAGACGAGGCAGCGGAGCUCCUGGGCACCCAACCUCGGGUGGAGGCUACCAGGCAGCAACCGCAGCUGCCUGUGCAGAUCCUCGGGCACUGGCUGUGCCAAGCUAGAUUCUUAGUACAAAUUUGUCUGACCUUAAAUACAAUUACUUGUUCUGCCCUC
Messenger RNA from Rattus norvegicus (Norway rat), 6204 nucleotides. The record is from RefSeq and is a predicted model, not a curated record. Lineage: Eukaryota; Metazoa; Chordata; Mammalia; Rodentia; Muridae.